Molecule: messenger RNA, 2280 nt
Organism: Astyanax mexicanus (Mexican tetra)
Lineage: Eukaryota; Metazoa; Chordata; Actinopteri; Characiformes; Acestrorhamphidae
Gene: katnbl1
Product: katanin p80 subunit B-like 1
Exons: 10
Coding region: 213-1127 (304 amino acids)
Cellular component (GO): nucleolus
Molecular function (GO): microtubule binding
Source: RefSeq, a predicted model, not a curated record
GUCCGCCAGAGACUCCCCUCAAUCCCACAAUCCCAGCAGCCAAAGUUUGUAUUUAUUUGAAUGGUGCUGGCUUCGCCCAGUUCGUGAAUGUGCAUUAAAAUCUAGCUGUCAUCCUUUCUGGUGUUUCAUCCACAGAUUAUCACCGUGUUAUAUUGCCGUAGGAAGCUGAAGAAACUGAGCUUAACUGACAAAAAUGCCAUGAAUUCUUGAUUAUGGCCACUGGAAAUCAUGUUGGGAAUGAUGCAGAAUUCCACAGGCUCAUGCAGGCCCAGUCCUUUGAUCUUUUCAAACACCAAAACUGUCUUGGAGAUGGAAAGAACAUGAGGGAGGUGGAUUAUUUAAAUAAGGAAGAAAUAAAUAAAGAAAGAUUUCCAGUGGGACGUUGUGCACACAACUACGGCAAAGCAAAGCGAGUGGUGAGCAAGAAGACACGUCUCUCAGCAGUGGGCUCUGGUGUACGCCGGAGAGCACCCUCAGCAGGCAGGUCCUCUGACAUGGCAAACAAAGAAAAUGAACUGACAUGUGCCGAGGACAUUGAUGGCAUUCACUAUAAGGAAAACUGUGGGUUCCCUGUGAACUUGACAGAAGCCUCUAAAAUGGCAGGAGCUGGCUCCAAGUAUAGUGACUGCUUUACUGAGUUAUCAAAGGAUCAUGAUGCAGUGACUCAUGUGCUGUUUGGAAGGAAUCUCAGAUUAAAUGUUGCUUUAACUCUUUGGCGAAGAAAUGCUAGUGAACUUGUGGCUUACUUGAUCAGAAUACAAGACACUGGGGUCCUUGUUGAUUGUCUACCUGUACUUACAAAAAGCCUUCAAGACGAACAGCAAUGUAUAUCCAUUGGUUGUUGUGUAGACCUUUUUCCACAAGUGAAGACAAUUCUUCUCAGUAAAUUUGAAGCGCACCUCAUUGUGGCUUUACACUGGGUUCAGUCUGUCAUUAAAAAAUGGUGGCCUGAACUAUACUCAGAUGGCAAACGCUUGCAAGAUGGCUGUUCAAGUGACAGAAAUAUUCAAGCUAUGAGAAGGCAGCUGCUUGACUUAUGGGAUGAGGAGAGUCGAUUGGCCUCAGUCCCUGGAACCGUGGGUGAAAUAACCAAGGCUAUUGAAUCAUAUCUGUCACAAUUACGCUGAAGUAACAAUGUAGCACACUGAGGAACCAACCACUACAUGCACUUGCUGCAGUUUUCUGGGCUGCUCCUUGAGGAACUGCAGCCAAAUGAACUGAUGAUUUCUAUUACUCCAGAGGAGGAAGCUGUUGUGAAUGGGAUGAUAGAUGAACUAAACAAUUCAGACACUCCCUACAUCAAAACUGGAGACAUUUCUUAAAAGGUGAAACCCUUCCUGCAAACUUUGAACGACUGCUUCACAUUGAAGUGGACUUUAUUAAUUACUGGCACACUUUCAACUCCAUGAGACUGUAUGGAAUCAGGCAACUCACAGAAGUGCCAAUCGGAGGUUUUAGCUGACACACUGGUAGUGCCACGGUGUGCGUCUACUGAAGUGGAUGUGAUGAUGUAAUGUAUCGUGUCUCUGAGCAUAUGGUGCACCGACUUUGAUUGAAGAAUUCCAAGUCCAGCAGUCUUAAGUUAUUAGGUCUUUCACUCUCUUUUGCCUGUUCAUGAUUGAAAUAUUUGUAUGUGUGCGUGCAUAAGUAAUGGUGAUUUUUCUUUUAAUCAGCUUUUAAAUAAAUUUACAAAAUCUGCCAACAAUGCUUAUUAUUAUUAUAAAACCUUACAUUUUGAGAGAGGGAGUUUUUACAAGCCAAAACCGAACAUUUGCCAAAUUCCUUUCUUUACCUUCUUUAUCCCUGGUUACAUGGCUUUUUGCUUUAAUAACAGCACCAGUUGUGUAAGGUCAGUCUCUAGAGGUCCUGUACAUUUGACCCACUCUUCCUUUAACAGAGUGCUUCAUCAAAGCUUGUUUCCAGCUAGAGAAUAGUAGGUUUUUCAGCAUGAACCCAGAACCAAUGUUAUUGUGGUCAAUAAGCACUGUCAGUGACUGGUUCAGUAUACAUAAUGAAAACAAGGCAGAUUGGCUGACUGAUAAAACCACCAGACCUCAAUCUCAAUUCUCAGACUGAACAUAAGAUGAAAUGGAGAAAGGUAGCUGCAAAUAAACCUUAGCUGAAAUGUGUACCACAUUUUACACUGGUUAAAUGGCUAGGGUCUGAAACCACAUACAAUAUUUUUUUCUGAGGAGAUUGUACAACUAUAUGCUGCAGGUGUAUUCUUGAUGGAAUAGAAGGUGGAUUAUAAUAUAAUUAAAUACCUUGGCUUACACUUUA